This is a messenger RNA of Ictidomys tridecemlineatus (thirteen-lined ground squirrel), 3867 nucleotides long. The record is from RefSeq and is a predicted model, not a curated record. Lineage: Eukaryota; Metazoa; Chordata; Mammalia; Rodentia; Sciuridae.
CUUUGUUUCCCACCAGAUAGUCCCAGUUCACCAGCAGAAUGACCACGGAAAGAGACUCAGAAACAACAUUUGAGGAGGACUCUCAGCCCAAUGAUGAAGUGGUCCCCUACAGCGAUGAUGAAACCGAAGAUGAGCUGGAUGACCAGGGGCCUGCCGCUGAGCCAGAGCAGAAUCGGAUCAACAGAGAAGCCGAGCAAGGCCGGGACACCUUCAGGAAAGAUUGCACUUGGCAAGUUAAAGCGAAUGAUCGAAAGUACCACGAACAACCUCAUUUUAUGAACACAAAGUUCUUUUGUAUUAAGGAGAGCAAAUAUGCGAGUAAUGCAAUUAAAACAUACAAGUACAACGUACUCACCUUCCUACCAAUGAAUUUAUUUGAACAGUUUAAGAGAGCAGCUAACUUCUAUUUCCUGGUUCUUCUUAUCUUGCAGGCAAUUCCUCAAAUCUCUACCCUGGCAUGGUACACCACCCUUGUCCCACUACUUCUGGUACUUGGCAUCACUGCAAUCAAAGACCUGGUGGACGAUGUGGCUCGUCAUAAAAUGGAUAAGGAGAUCAAUAAUAGAACAUGCGAAGUCAUUAAGGAUGGCAGGUUUAAAGUUACCAAGUGGAAAGACAUUCAAGUUGGAGAUGUCAUUCGUCUGAAGAAAAAUGAUUUUAUUCCAGCUGACAUCCUGCUGCUGUCCAGCUCUGAGCCCAACAGCCUCUGCUAUGUGGAGACGGCCGAGCUAGACGGAGAGACCAAUUUAAAGUUCAAAAUGGCGCUGGAAAUCACAGACCAGUAUCUCCAAAGAGAAGACAACUUAGCAACAUUUGAUGGUUUUAUUGAAUGUGAAGAACCCAAUAACCGGCUAGAUAAGUUCACAGGAACGCUGUUUUGGAGAAAGAGAAGUUUUCCUUUGGAUGCUGAUAAAAUUCUGUUACGUGGCUGUGUCAUUAGAAAUACUGAUGUCUGCCAUGGACUGGUAAUCUUUGCAGGUGCUGACACUAAGAUAAUGAAGAACAGUGGGAAAACCAGAUUUAAAAGAACUAAAAUUGAUUACUUGAUGAACUACAUGGUUUACACGAUCUUUGUUGUUCUCAUUCUGCUUUCUGCGGGUCUUGCCAUCGGCCAUGCUUAUUGGGAAGCACAAGUUGGCAAUUAUUCUUGGUACCUCUACGAUGGAGAAAACAUCACCCCCUCCUACCGUGGAUUCCUGAAUUUCUGGGGCUACAUCAUCGUGUUGAACACCAUGGUACCCAUCUCUCUCUAUGUCAGUGUGGAAGUGAUUCGUCUGGGACAGAGUCACUUUAUUAACUGGGACCUGCAGAUGUACUAUUCUGAAAAGGACACGCCUGCAAAGGCGAGAACCACCACGCUGAAUGAGCAGCUCGGCCAGAUCCAGUACAUCUUCUCUGAUAAGACAGGGACACUCACGCAGAACAUCAUGACCUUUAAAAAGUGCUGCAUCAACGGGCAAAUCUAUGGAGACCAUCGAGAUGCCUCUCAACACACUCGUGGCAAAAUAGAGCAAGUUGAUUUUAGCUGGAAUGCAUUUGCUGAUGGGAAACUUGCAUUUUAUGACCAUUAUCUUAUCGAGCAAAUCCAGUCAGGGAAAGAACCAGAGGUCCGGCAGUUCUUCUUCUUGCUUGCUGUUUGUCACACGGUCAUGGUGGAAAGAAUUGAUGGUCAGAUCAACUACCAGGCGGCUUCUCCCGACGAGGGCGCCCUGGUCAAUGCCGCCAGGAACUUCGGCUUUGCCUUCCUCGCCAGGACGCAGAACACCAUCACCAUCAGCGAGCUGGGCACCGAGAGGACCUACAGUGUUCUUGCCAUUUUAGACUUCAACAGCGACCGCAAGCGAAUGUCGAUCAUUGUAAAAGCCCCGGAAGGCAACAUCAGGCUAUAUUGUAAAGGCGCUGACACUGUCAUUUAUGAACGGUUACAUCCAAUGAAUCCUACAAAGCAAGAGACACAGGAUGCCCUGGAUAUCUUUGCGAAUGAAACUCUUAGAACCCUGUGCCUUUGCUACAAAGAAAUUGAAGAAAAAGAAUUUGCAGAAUGGAAUAAAAAGUUUAUGGCAGCCAGCGUGGCCUCAACCAACCGAGAUGAAGCUUUGGAUAAAGUAUACGAGGAGAUUGAAAGAGACUUAAUUCUAUUGGGAGCUACAGCUAUUGAAGAUAAACUGCAGGAUGGGGUCCCAGAAACCAUAUCAAAACUUGCAAAAGCUGACAUUAAAAUCUGGGUGCUCACUGGAGACAAAAAGGAAACUGCAGAAAACAUAGGAUUUGCUUGUGAACUUCUGACAGAAGACACCACUAUCUGCUAUGGGGAAGAUAUAAAUUCUCUUCUUCAUACAAGGGUGGAAAACCAGAGAAACAGAGGUGGAGUUUAUGCAAAAUUUGCACCUGUUGUGUACGAACCUUUUUUCCCACCUGGUGAAAACCGAGCUUUGGUCAUCACUGGUUCUUGGCUGAAUGAGAUUCUUCUAGAGAAAAAGACCAAAACAAAUAAGAUUCUGAAGCUGAAGUUCCCAAGGACAAAAGAAGAGAGACGGAUUCGAACCCAAAGCAAGAGAAGGCUCGAAGCUAAGAAAGAGCAGCGGCAGAGGAACUUUGUGGACCUGGCCUGCGAGUGCAGCGCUGUCAUCUGCUGCCGCGUCACUCCCAAGCAGAAGGCCAUGGUGGUGGACCUGGUGAAAAGGUACAAGAAGGCCAUCACACUGGCCAUUGGAGAUGGAGCCAACGACGUGAACAUGAUCAAGACUGCGCAUAUUGGUGUUGGAAUAAGUGGACAAGAAGGAAUGCAAGCCGUCAUGUCCAGUGACUAUUCCUUUGCUCAGUUCAGAUAUCUGCAGAGGCUGUUGCUGGUGCAUGGCCGGUGGUCUUACAUAAGGAUGUGCAAGUUCCUUCGAUAUUUCUUUUAUAAAAACUUUGCAUUUACUUUGGUUCAUUUCUGGUACUCCUUCUUCAAUGGCUACUCAGCACAGACCGCGUAUGAGGACUGGUUCAUCACACUGUACAACGUGCUGUACUCCAGCCUGCCGGUGCUCCUCAUGGGGCUGCUCGACCAGGAUGUGAGUGACAAACUAAGCCUCCGAUUCCCUGGGUUGUAUGUAGUGGGACAAAGAGACUUACUAUUCAACUACAAGAAAUUCUUCAUCAGCUUGUUACAUGGAAUCUUAACAUCCAUGGUCCUCUUCUUCAUUCCUCUUGGAGCUUAUCUGCAAACUGUGGGACAAGAUGGAGAAGCACCUUCAGACUACCAGUCUUUUGCUGUGACUGUUGCUUCGGCUCUCAUAAUAACGGUCAAUUUCCAGAUUGGUUUGGAUACUUCUUACUGGACUUUUGUGAAUGCUUUUUCAAUUUUUGGAAGCAUAGCACUUUAUUUUGGCAUCAUGUUUGACUUUCACAGCGCUGGGAUACAUGUUCUUUUGCCAUCUGCAUUUCAAUUUACAGGCACCGCUUCCAAUGCCCUGAGGCAGCCAUACAUUUGGUUGACCAUCAUCUUGACUGUUGCAGUGUGUUUAUUGCCUGUCGUUGCUGUCCGCUUCUUGUCAAUGACCAUUUGGCCAUCGGAAAGUGAUAAGAUCCAGAAGCAUCGCAAGCGGUUGAAGGCCGAGGAGCAGUGGAAGCGGCGGCAGAACGUGUUUCGCCGGGGCGCGUCGUCUAGGCGCUCGGCCUACGCCUUCUCGCACCAGCGCGGCUACGCGGACCUCAUCUCCUCGGGGCGCAGCAUCCGCAAGAAGCGCUCGCCACUGGACGCCAUCAUCGCCGACGGCACGGCCGAGUACCGGCGCACGGUGGAGAGCUGAGCGCCAGCCUCGCGGGUCGCGCACGCCCGGAAAUGUCUUUUUUUUUUUUUUUUAUGAAAAACUCUCAGGAACU